Molecule: messenger RNA, 5447 nt
Organism: Chroicocephalus ridibundus (black-headed gull)
Lineage: Eukaryota; Metazoa; Chordata; Aves; Charadriiformes; Laridae
Gene: PODXL
Product: podocalyxin like
Exons: 9
Coding region: 120-1895 (591 amino acids)
Biological process (GO): negative regulation of cell-cell adhesion; cell migration; positive regulation of cell-cell adhesion mediated by integrin
Cellular component (GO): apical plasma membrane; microvillus membrane
Source: RefSeq, a predicted model, not a curated record
GACGGACGGAGGGACGGACGGGGCCGGGACCGGGGCCGGGGGAGGGCAGCGGCCGCCCGCCCGCCCCGCCGGGGAGAGAGCGCCGGGAGCGGCGGCGGGGACGGGCGCGCCGAGGCACCAUGCGGGCACCGCUGCUGCUGCCGCUGCUGCUGCUCGGUGUCACCUCUCAGGAUGUUAAAACUACAACUACUGCAAAGCCAGGACAAAAUGAGCAGACCACAACUACAGGCACCAGCAAGACACAAGGGACCACCACCACAAGCACUCCAGGAAAUCCACCACCUGCCCCUGCGACGUCACCUGCUGCAGUUCAAGGGCCCAGCCCUACAAGCAAGCUGGGAAACGCACUGCCUGCCCCUGUGAUAUCACUCACCACUGGUCAAGGGACCACCAUUGCAAGCAGCCCAGGAAACCCACCAUCCAUCCCUGCGACAUCAACCACUGCAGUUCAAGGGGCCACUACCACAAAAAACCUGGGAAACCCACCACUUGCCCCCACGACAUCGCCCCACCAGUCUCAGCGGGUCAGCUCUUCAAUCAGCUCUGGAGCCUCAACAGCCACCCCUGCUGCAACCUCCAGUGCAGCCCAGCAGAAGACCAGUGCUCCAGCCAGCUCGGGAAGUUCAGCAAUAACCACUGCUGCAAGUCGCGUCCCCACUCAUGCAAGCAGCCCUACAGCCACCACACGAGGUUUAGGGACUGCUGUCGCAUCCUCUCCCAGCGUGGCAGCUCAGGGAAGUCAGCCUUUGGACCAACUGACCAGCACUGCUGCGAGCACUGGAGUCUCAACAGGCAGCCUUGCCCCUGGGCUCAAGGACAAUGGCAUGUCUUCUCCCACAUCUGUCACCAAGCAGCCUCACUCUUCUCCCAGUUCUCCAGGCCAGGAACGGACCUCUUUCACCAGACCUGGAAGCAUCGACACUUCUGUUACUCCUUUUGAUGGAUCCAUCUCCCCCACCACUAGUAAAGCAUCUGUGUCUUUACCACCUAGCAGCAGCCACCAGGUCUCAGAGGCAACCACACCGACUCUCGGAGCAGACCAGAGAAGCCAAGAGGUCGCAUCUGCGUCAACCAAACCUACAAGUGCUGACCAGAGCCCUGCCAGCGCACGGCCAUCAGCCCCAGCCCCGGGGGACCAGACAGCGAGCAUCAGUACUGGCCCCCAGCACCCGAACGCUUCUUUCCAAAAUGAGGUCAUCUGUAAAGAACAGGUGCAAAAUAACCAGCCCAUGAUGUAUCUGAAAGAAGCUAAAACCUGUGCCGAGUGGAGGAUCGCCAGCGUCAACAUCUCCUUCUUCGAGAGCUUCUGCUCGACGGGCCAGCACGCUUUCAAUGCCAGCAGGGAAACGUGCACGGUGACGCUGAGCUCCCCUGAGCCCCGCUCCCAGCGCUGGGCUGUGCAGGCGGUGGUGCACCUCCCUCUAGACCCUGAAAAAGUCCUUGAGGAGCUGAAGGAGAAGGACAAGUUAGAGGAGCUCGGCAUCACCAACAUCACCUAUGACAAAAUGGAGAGGGAGAUGAUAAUCAACGAUGAGUUCAGCACACCCCUGAUCAUCACCAUCGUCACCCUGGCCGGCUCCCUGCUGCUGAUCGCAGCCAUCUAUGGCUGCUGCCACCAGCGCUUCUCCCAAAAGAAGGACCAGCACAUCCACCCUGAUCUCCCCGGGUUUGAUGAUGGACAUGUGGCCCUGAUCUUUAAUCAGCGCCUGACCGAGGAGCUGCAGACGAUGGAGAACGGCUACCACGAUAACCCUACGCUGGAAGUGAUGGAGACCUCCUCCGAAAUGCAGGAGAAGAAGGUGAACCUCAAUGGGGAGCUGGGGGACAGCUGGAUCGUUCCUCUCGACACCCUCAUGAAGGAGGACCUGGAGGAAGAGGAGGACACGCAUUUAUAGGAUACAGAACUCGAUCAAGCAAAAAACCACCACACCACACCCAAAAAAACCCAAUCCCAUAAUCCCUACACACACACACGCACACAACUCCAAAACAAGGCAAAACUCCCAAACAAACCCCAGAAAAUCCCUUAAUGAACUAAUCAUGGCCCCUCGUGCCAUCAUGUGGGGUGCAGGACGGAACAAGAAGGGACAUGAGAGGACACCUCCAGGGCGCGGUGUCAACACAAGCCACCAUGGUGGCCUCAUCUGGAUGAGCAUCAUCUAUCACCCGCAGGCGCUCAGCAGGACCUAUCAUGCCAGACCUGACCAGCCGUGGGCAAAGAGGGUGGCUUUGCUCCCAAAGAGCUGCUGGUGUCUCCUCCGAGCGUGUCCCCUCCCGUCCCACGUCUGACCACUCCAACCACAGCCUCCUGCUAUCGAGCAACUCAACAAAUAAGAAGAAAGAAACGUAAAUAGGAUGGGAGAGGAAGCACAGCUCCCAACAGCAAACCGGCACCUGGCAAUUAGAGCUAGGAAAAUCCUCUGGCCCACGCAGUUUAGUCAUCGCUCUGCCCUCCCCGACACAAAACGCCCAGGUAUCGAGCGGAAAAAGCUGGAACAGCCUGUUCCUUUUUAAUCCAGUUUCCAUCCUCUCCCCAUAAACUGCUGGCUAAAAACGCACAAGAGCCCCACGUUGUGCCACGGGCAAACGAACGCAUCCAGACCCGGCUGGACGAGCCAAGUGAUGCGCAGUCCCACGCCACCGCCAGCUGCACCGCGAAGGGCUGCGGGACGGAUCCUACACCCGGUGGGAAACCAGGAGAGGCACAGCAGCUUCUUGUAUUGAUGCAAAGGGGAGGGAGAAGAGGAAAAAAAAAAAAAAAAAACACAAAAAACAAAAAGGAGUAAUUCCUUGAGAUCAUCCCUCCUAGGAAGGGCGUAAUGAGACCAAGAGCGAUGCCUGGUCACCAGCCCAGGCACGAGGUUGGGGGUUUCGUGGUGCAGGAGCCCAGCUCCAGCGCAGACCAGCUCUGCCGAUGCAUUGAUUGCCUUCCAGUAAUUACGCAGCAGCAUCUUGCGGCCCGCAUCCAUCCUUCCCCGAGACCGUGGGUUACGUGCAGCGUGAUGGUUUGUGAUUUUUGUGGUCAUGUUUUCCUGCAUGAGGAGCAGAAGAGAUAAAAGAGCAACAGAAGCACGAGCCAGGCAGCUUGGUGGUAUUCAGAGUUUUCCAUUGGUACAGCCCUUGGUGUUUCCUCCCCACGAGGUUUAUAAGCUCAGUCCACAUCCUCAAGCUUUUCUUCAAAAGCAGGUAAAGUAACAGAGACCUGCAAAGAAAAUUCCGGCUCAGCAGCAAAGCUGGGACUGACCUUCACCCCGCAACCCUUGGUUUCUUGUCCAGGUCUCCCUUUGCUGCAAGUCUUUAGAGGCGCGGAAAAAAAACCAAACAUGCAGGAGCAGAAACAGGCUGGGCUGAGGCCCUUUUGGAUUCUCUACUCCCCAUCACAGCUCCUAAAUGGCUCUAAAAGGAUUUGGAGAGUUUCACACCUUUGGCCAGGCUUCGGUGAAGCAGCUCAGCCCCGGUGGAGCCACAGAUCAGAGCUGAGCUCCAUCCUCCAGCACAAAGGGAAGAGGACCAGAAGGUCACCUGGGGAAGUGCAUCUCCCAGCACAUGAGGAUGGUGGUGGUGGUCCCAAGCCCUCUGCAAACCAGAGGAGCUGCAGAUGAAGAGCAAUCCCCCAACACAGCCCUUCCUCUCCCCUGUAUUCACCAACGCACGAUGGGGUGAUUUCCUUCAGGCUCUGCCACCAGGUCAAACACGAUGGGGAUCUGCUCCCAUGGCCAUCCUGAACGAAGGGAAAAGCAGAGCCAAGCAAUGGAAAGCUUGGAGAAAGCCAGGUCGAGCCAGUCGUCGGGAGAGGGUCCAUGGAAGAGGGGGUUGGGGUGGGUUGCUCAGCCUCAGGACAGAAGCCGGCAGAAGAGCCGGCAGAAGAUGUGUCUUCUCAAAGGGACUGGCUCUUCUCCCUUCUCUCCUGCAUCAAAAGGCAGAGUUUGAAGUGUUCAGACCUAUAUAUUUUUGUAUGUAAAUAUUCCUGCUAUUCAUUAGCGAUGUAUUCAGCACACUUCAGUUACCUGUGCACUGCACUACGGGGAAGAAGUUUUGGGGGGGGAGCGGGGGUGGGGGCGGGGUGGUUAAAAAAAGAAAAGGAAAAACAAAAGAAAGAAAAAGCUGAAGGCCAGUCUGGUAGGGGAUCAAAAUUCAACGCCAAGCAGGAAAACACCUCUCACCUGGAUAACCCCGCUCCAUGGCUUUGUCCCCCAGCUCCAGCAGCAUCGAGUUCAGCUCUUUAACGUUUCAGCAAGGCUCGAAAAACCGGUCCGGGUGUUUGCAAUUGCUUGCGUGAGCACGUUUGCUUCCCAGUCGCCCCGAGAGAUGAGUGGCAGGUUGGUAACCUCGAGUUUCUGCCCUUCGCUGAAAAUAAACGUGUCAAAAACGCGGGGCAGCAGCAAAGCUUCGGCCGCGGGAGCUGGCGUUGCCCUAAGGGUGCCCCCGGCAGAGCAUCUCCAGGCAGUCGGGUUUGGCACGUGCCUCAGAUCCCCCUUCCCAGCAAAGAGACGCCAAAGUGCUUUAAUGAAUCAGGUCCAAAGACUUUCCAAGAGAACCCUACGAAGGCUUGAGAUCAAGCAACCUUAAAUCUUUCCGAGCAGAGACCAGUGAUGAUAUUAACUGCUCAGCAAGUGCUUAUAGUGAUUUAUAUUUGAAUAGGAAUUGUACAUUUAUUUAUUUUUCCAGACACCAUAUUUUUAAACCACUAAUAUUUUAUAGUAGAUUUUCCUUCCCCUAUUUAAAGAACUAUUUCCAUGGGAAAAAAAAUAAAAAAAGCAGUACGUUUUUUAUGUUGAGAACAUUCUUUUUGCAAAAAAAAAAAAAAAAAUACCAGGUAGGAAAUGCAGCGAUGAGCAUCUUUGGCCUUAAUCCUUCCCUUCGUAGACUGUAGCCAUAAUUGUUAGACCAAGAAGAAAUUUAAAAAGAAAUUAAAAAAAAAAAAAUAAACCUACCCAGGCAUUUCCUCCCUCCCUGCCCCUCCUCCCUUCCCCGCACUCCUCUUCUCUCCCCCAAAAACAGCUUUAACAUCCGACACGUUGUACAAAGAGAUUAUUGCUCUUACCUUUUUGGUGAGAGUUUUACAAGCAGCUCAAGAUGUCCUUGCAAGAGACUUUUCUAUUUUCAGAGUCACAGGGAACGUGUAAAUAUUUCAGGACCAUUUAUCUCCCGCUCACGGUGCCACGACCCAGCUGAGGUGACUGUUGCCUACAGAAGACAUGGAGGAGAAGACAUAAUCCAUAAGGACUUGCAGAAGGAGAACCUAUUUCCUAAGGUGGCUUCCCGUUGAACCUUGCACAUAUACUAGAGCUCUUACGUACUGUAUAGCAGCAUCUCUCACGGGGACAGGAGUCUGAUUUACACUGGAAUUUACUGAGGAACUGGAUUGUAGAGAUUAUUCUUGCAUUUUCCUACAAAUAUAUUUUGAAAGCAUCAUGUAUUUCUGUCAAUAAACAUUCUUAUGUAAA